AUGAGUUUAUCCCCUGCAAAAGGAACUGUACUGUUCCUGAAGAAUAAGACCGUGCCUUCUGAUCCCUAUGAGCUUCAGUUUGAAAAGCAGGGCUACCACACAUCGUUUAUCCCACUGCUGAAUCAUGAGCAUCUCAAUAAGCAAGAUAUAUGUGCAUACCUCACCAGUGCGGAGUUUUUACAGCAUACUAAGGCUUUGAUUAUUACUUCACAGAGGGCUGUUGAGGCUUUGGAUGAUUCACUGAGAUUGUUGAGCGAGAAAGAACCACACGGCGUUCUCCAGCUGAUUCUGCAGAAGCCAUCGUACACUGUUGGACCGGCCACUGCUGAGGUUCUCAGCCGCAUCGGUUUCAGCGAUAUAAGAGGAGGCAUUGACGCUGGUAAUGGCUCGUUGUUGGCAGAUCUUAUCAUAGAAGAUAAGCUGUUUUCAAACUUGUCGGAAGCAGAGAAGAAAAUUGUGUUUUUCACUGGAGAGACCAGAAAAGACACCUUACCCAAGAAGCUUUUAGCGAGCAAUUUCCAGUUAAAAGAGGAAGUUAUUUACAGAACUGUCACCAUGAGUGAUGCUCAUGAGAGAUUCAAGCGUGCUUUCGAGGAGUCGAGUCGUUUUGACUCUAGGUGGAUCAUUUUCUUUUCUCCACAAGGUACGGAGAUUAUAACGAAAAGCCUUCUAGAGCUUCAAGAUACGGUUCAAGGGUUGAAUAUUGCGUCCAUUGGCCCUACAACUGAGUCCUACUUAUUGGAUAUUGGACUUCGUCCCAACGUGGUAUCGUUCAAACCUGAGGCUCUUUCCCUUUUGGAAAGCAUCAAUAUGUAUGGCGCAUGA
Kuraishia capsulata CBS 1993 is the source of this 825-nucleotide messenger RNA. RefSeq lists its product as uncharacterized. NCBI's taxonomy places the organism in Eukaryota, Fungi, Ascomycota, Pichiomycetes, Pichiales, Pichiaceae. Bases 1 to 825 code for a protein of 274 amino acids. The transcript has a single exon. The record is from RefSeq and is a predicted model, not a curated record. Gene Ontology annotation, molecular function: uroporphyrinogen-III synthase activity. Gene Ontology annotation, biological process: uroporphyrinogen III biosynthetic process.